GCAUGGGUUAGUUUUCUUGGCUUGGAAUUGAAGGGAUAUGAAUAGGUAUGGCAGUUAGAACCACUCUCCUUCCUUUCACUUCCUCACUCACUCUCUCUACGCACAGAGAUUAACACAACACACACUGGACGCACGGACCUCCGUUGGUUUCUUUGACCGGCGGCGCCACCAGCACAAAGUCGUAGAAAAAGUCUUUAACCCUCUUACCCUCCUACCACUUGUCACCACACUCAUUUAGCUCUUUUUCACUCUCUUCCUCAUCCGCAAAAACAACCAUUACUACAUCUAAAAACUAGGACUCCUACUCCUCUUCACCAUACAACCCUGCAACAACUUUCACUACAAGAGCAUCAACUCCAACCCUUUUCUUUUCCAUUCUUAAUUUACCCACUUCCUUUACUUUCUUUGUUUCUUUCUUUAAAUUUUUUGUUUCUCUCUUUUUUUCCUUUGUAUGGCUUUGAUUGUCGAUCAACAAUCAAACUUCAAGCACUUCUGUAAAAUUUGCAAGAAAGGUUUCGUUUGUGGGAGAGCUCUUGGAGGACACAUGAGGGCUCAUGGAAUUGGCGACGAGAACGGUAACAUGGACGAUGAAGACCCUGCAAAUGAUUGGGAAGAUAAAUUGGGAGGGAAUGUGCCCCCUAGUAACAAGCGGAUGUAUGCAUUAAGAACCAACCCCAAUCGAUUAAAGAGUUGUCGGGUUUGUGAAAAUUGUGGCAAAGAAUUUUUGUCAUGGAAAUCCUUUCUUGAACACGGCAAGUGCAGCUCCGAGGAUGCCGAGUCGCUUGUGUCCUCUCCAGGAUCCGACGGGGAGGACGGCACGCCAAGGAGAGGCUGCGGUUGGUCUAAAAGAAAAAGAUCACUGAGAGCUAAGGUGGGUAAUUUUAACUCAAAUUGCCCUUCCAGUGAAGAGGAAGAUCUCGCAAAUUGCCUUAUGAUGUUAUCUAAUGCAACAUUUGACCCUUUAGUAGCGGAACCAGAGGAGUCAUGUGCCUCGGCUAGCAAAGAAGAGGAGAGAAGGAAUCCGAUGAAUUUUAUAGCUCCGAUGGCUUUUAGGGCACCCGUGGACAAGGCCAAGGGAGUUGCUAAAGGAAUGUUCGAAUGCAAAGCAUGCAAGAAAGUUUUCAAUUCCCAUCAAGCAUUAGGUGGACAUAGAGCUAGUCACAAGAAGGUUAAAGGGUGUUUCGCAGCCCGUCUUGAUCAAGGACUAGAUGAUAAUCUAGCCGAUGAAGAUGUUAUUACACAUGAAGAAUUCUUUCCAACAAAAACAACGUCAACUUUCCAGUUUGAUCACGGUUCAAAUGCUCCGUUGGCUUCUACUUCCAAAAGGAAAUCAAAGGUCCAUGAAUGCUCCAUAUGUCAUCGUGUAUUUUCAUCGGGACAAGCUUUAGGUGGACAUAAAAGGUGUCAUUGGAUCACUUCAAAUUCACCAGAUGCAUCUUCUUUGGCUAAGUUUCAUCAGUUCCAAGAUCAGAUUGAGCAAAUUCAACAAAGACCUAAGUUUAUUAACAAUCCUGAGACGCUUGAUCUUACGCUUGAUCUGAAUCUUCCUGCUCCGGCUGAUGAGCGGCGGGAACCCCCUGCAAACCCACCUAGCAUUGAAGUUUCUACAGAGAUUUAUUUACAAACUUGGAAAGGGGUUGAAGCCAAAGAAAAGGAUGAAAAUCACCACCAUCACCAUCAAAAAGAGGAUGAUAACGACAAGAAUAACACCACCACCAACAACAAUAACACUAAUUGUAAUGGUUCAAUACAGAAUGUGGAUGAUGAAGCAGACAGUAAGGUGAAGUUAGCAAAGCUUAGCGAAUUAAAAGAUAUGAACAUGAAUGGAAGCUCAUCUCCAUGGUUGCAGGUAGGGAUUGGGCCAACCACUGAUGUGAGCGCUAACCCAUAAAAAAAUUUUUGUGAAGCGAUAUGAAGGUCUCUUCUUCUCUCAUUCUUCUCUUUUCCGCUUAAUUUUCUUUUUGUGCACUUUUGUAUUUAAAAACUGUAAUUACAGACUCAGCAACAGAUUCAUAAUUAUAAUUCUACACCAUUUACUGUAAUUUUUUUUAUUUUGGGGUGGAGAUGAUAGA
Molecule: messenger RNA, 2072 nt
Organism: Hevea brasiliensis (rubber tree)
Lineage: Eukaryota; Viridiplantae; Streptophyta; Magnoliopsida; Malpighiales; Euphorbiaceae
Product: zinc finger protein ZAT1
Exons: 1
Coding region: 452-1891 (479 amino acids)
Source: RefSeq, a predicted model, not a curated record